Molecule: messenger RNA, 804 nt
Organism: Oncorhynchus keta (chum salmon)
Lineage: Eukaryota; Metazoa; Chordata; Actinopteri; Salmoniformes; Salmonidae
Exons: 2
Coding region: 60-308 (82 amino acids)
Source: RefSeq, a predicted model, not a curated record
ACAAGGGCGACACGACACUGUUUCAAGAUAGACAGAGGUGUCCUCACACGCGUAUCACAAUGGAUCUCUCAUUUAUGGCUGCGCAGUCGGUCAUGGCGGGGGCUUUCAUGGACUCGCCUAAUGAUGACGACAGCACGGACCACUCACUUUUCAACUCCUCGGCCAGCGUCCACGCCGCCUCUAUGGCGGCCCAUGACCAGCCGGAGCGGGAGCCCAUGUCCCGCGACGCCAUCUGGCUUUGGAUUGCAAUCACCGCCACCAUAGGGAACAUUGUGGUCGUGGGAGUGGUGUACGCUUUCACUUUCUGAGUGGUGGAAGCCAUGAUGGAGACAUGCCAGCAGGAGGAAGCUUCUAGACAAGACAUUUGGACAUGAGCUAGGAACACCACAGCAGCCAACGGCCACUCUCAAAGGCUACACUGUUACAGAACAGUGAAUGAUUCUUGCAUUGGCAUCUUGUCCAAUCAUUUGAAAGACAAGGCAUUGUUCACAAUUACAGAAAUUAAUAUGUGUAAUAAGUUGGUCAUGUUACUGCAGCCAAAGGUCAAAAUAUGGAAUAUUGUAUACAUUAGUGCUGUUGACUAUACAUUAAGAUGUGAACAUUUCUGAUGAAGCUUUCUGAUGAAGCUUUAAAUAGUGAACAGUGAUGUACUCUGAAUACCCUCAGAUGUCAUUGGUCAAUUCUUUAAUCAUUGGACGUAAAAUAUUCAGAUAAUAAAACCUUAGUAACGUGCUGUUUGGAGCGUUUAGAGAUCAUUGUAUGGAAAGUAACACUGGUAAGUUUUAGCAUGUCUUUAACAUCACA